Molecule: messenger RNA, 1772 nt
Organism: Exophiala mesophila
Lineage: Eukaryota; Fungi; Ascomycota; Eurotiomycetes; Chaetothyriales; Herpotrichiellaceae
Exons: 3
Coding region: 140-1657 (505 amino acids)
Biological process (GO): riboflavin biosynthetic process
Molecular function (GO): GTP cyclohydrolase II activity
Source: RefSeq, a predicted model, not a curated record
CGUAACCCUAGACCAGAGAGAUCAUGACGGAGAGAUCCAUUGCUACACGACUAUCGGAAUGAUUGGCGAUCGAUUGUCAAAGUCUGCAUCACGUGGAGUGACAAGCCUGCUAGAACCUUGGAAGUAGAGAAUCCUUUUUAUGUCCAUCGUCUUCUGCAAAACCAUGGGCGACCAACCAAUAUCCCAUCUGACUCUUGCCGAGAACCCUGCUGUCACCGAACCUCCCAGCAAAAGAGCCAAAUUCGCCAACAUGCCUUCCGCCAUCCUCGAGGAACAAGACGAGCAGCAACAGCAACAGCAACAGCAACAACAACAGCUCCAGCAGAAACAACGUCCCAAUGGCGUUCUGUCAAGGAAAACCAGCAGCAGCAAUUCGAGCGUUGUGUCUUCGAGAUACAACAACCGAAUCGUACUGACGACGUACCCAGGCCAGAGUGUCGCAGACCCAAUUAGUUUGGAAUGGGGCGCUGCAGACCCUCAAGAGCGAGGGCCCAUCAUCGUGUCACGCAGCGACGAGAGCUUCAAGCGACGCAAUGCCAUUGGCGCGCACGGCGGCUCAUACUCAUUCUACAAUGCGUUGGCCAUCGCCGCGGGCGACCUGGCACGAGACUUCCGACCCAACUUCACCAACACACAACCAACCUUUGACUUUCCUCAACAACCGGCUUGGGGCGACCCGAAGAAGAUCGUGUCGAUGGAUCCAUUUGGCAACGACGUCGUCAAGCACUUCGGUAAAUACAUGGACGAGGGCCUUGAUGUGCGACCAACCAUUGCCGUCACCAGAGCUACCAUGAGAGUGUCGGAAAUCUCCGAGUCGCUGCGACAUGGACGAGUCAGCGUCGAUGGCAGUGUGGUCUUGAACCAAGCUGGAGACGUUCGUGUCACCAAGGUCGCUGUCGAGCCCGUGUGGUAUCUCCCUGGUGUGGCAGAGCGAUUUGGCGUCGAGGAGUCGACGCUGCGGAGGGCCCUGUUCGAACACACCGGUGGCAGCUAUCCUGAACUCAUCACCCGAACCGACCUUAACGUCUUCUUGCCCCCCAUCGGCGGUCUGACCGUCUACAUCUUCGGCCCUCCCGAAAAGGUUUCAGACCCUAAUGCUAAGCUGGCCCUGCGGAUACACGACGAGUGCAACGGUUCCGACGUCUUCCAGUCCGACAUCUGUACCUGUAGACCUUAUCUCGCAUUCGGUAUCGAGGAGGCUAUCAAGGAAGCUCAGAACGGCGGCUCUGGUGUGGUCAUCUACUUCAGAAAGGAAGGUCGCGCUCUCGGAGAGGUUGUCAAGUACCUCGUGUACAACGCACGGAAACGAGGUGGUGACACUGCCGACAAGUACUUCCAAAGGACUGAGAAUGUCGCUGGUGUGCGAGAUAUGCGAUUCCAAGCUUUGAUGCCCGAUAUCCUCCACUGGCUAGGCAUCACCAAGAUCGACCGAAUGCUGUCCAUGUCCAACAUGAAACACGAUGCCAUUGUUGAGCAAGGUAUCCCCAUCUACGAACGAAUCCCCAUUCCCGAUGAAAUGAUUCCCGCAGAUUCAAGAGUGGAGAUUGACGCCAAGAUCAACGCCGGUUACUUUACUACUGGCGCGACAUAUACAGAGGAGGAGUUGAAGAAAGUCGAAGGGAGAGGGUGGCAAGGUUGGGAAGAUGCGACUCAUUGAGGAAUUUGAAGAAGGAAGAGGAAAGAAAUCUUGAUGAGUGGCAUUAUUACUGUAUAUACGCACUAUAUCAUCAUAUCAGGUUGAAAUUGCAUAUUGUUGGCAUUUAAGUUAAUAA